AUGAUGCCGACAAUGGAAUUGGAUUCGGAAGCGUUUGUGGAGGUGGAUCGAGCAGCAGGUACGGAUGCUACAGAUCUCAAUUGCAGCAACGUCUUCAUCAAUAGCAAUAUCGGCGAGGUAAAAAUUGGCAAUUUGGGUUUGGCUGCAAUAGUUGGUAAGAGCCAUUGUGCACAUUCAAUACUGGGGACACCUGAAUUCAUGGCUCCUAAGCUGUACGAGGAGGAUUACAUGGAGCUGAAUUUACAAGAAGGUGACAUCGAGUCUAUGCCCUUCAUGGAGGCAUUGAGGCAACUAUUUUUCUCUACAGGCGCCAUGUAUUCAUUUGCACAAAUAAAACUACACCCAAAAGCAAUUGAAGCUACAAGAAGUGCUGGAAAAGUUCGUGAUGUUUUCUAUUGCCUCAAGCUCUUGGAAGCCACUGGCAUUUCUACUGUCCCUGGUUCAGGUUUUGGCCAAAAAGAAUGGUAG
Messenger RNA from Lactuca saligna, 468 nucleotides. The record is from the annotation of a GenBank genome assembly. Lineage: Eukaryota; Viridiplantae; Streptophyta; Magnoliopsida; Asterales; Asteraceae.